CAGAGUUUAGCUCUUUAUCGAGGCUUGCAGACAGUUUUUAUCGCGCAGAUCGAGAAGGGAGCUGAGCCAUUUGAAUUAACUCUAGUUAUUUCAGUUAUUUCUGCAACCUUUUCAAAUCACGAAUAUGAUAAAAUCUCUAAAGGUUGUUCGUUCUUUGUAUCAUGCGGACGACCCAUGGCCACCUAAACUUAAUUCGUGUUUAACGGAAUUGGAAGGCUUGCGAGAAAUGCAAAGCGAUGGUGAAGGUGAGGAAAAGGUAGGGGCUACAUUUUAUAAUAUUUGCUAAAAAUGAUAAAACUGAGAAAGUGUAGCACGGCGGUGUUUUGCUACUGUGUAGGACUGAUGUCCAAGUGUUGAACACAAUCCGAAUUGACCAAACCCAGCUGCCUGGCAUCACCUGCUGUUUACUCUUUUGAGUUCCAAAAAUCCCAGUACAGCUUCAAACAAGUCCUAGGUUUAAGUGUAUUUCAUUGUCCUCAAAAUCUACAUAUCAUAUCACUCUUUUAUCAGCUUUUGAAAUUUCGAAAAUUGCUGUAUUGUUUGAAAAAAGCUAGAAAAAGCUAUUUUUAGAACUUUCAGUCAGUGUUAUGAACACCCGUACCCCCUGGGAUAAGGUGAAUCAAAAUACCCCUGUAAACAGUCCCACCCAGCCACACACCAACACACACACACACCAAAUCGAGGCAUCAAAGGGUAGUGUACGAUAAAUGUUAUUCCUUUUCAGAAUGGAAUUGAAAGGGGGAAAGAGGAUUCUAGUGAGGAAGCUUUUCAUCAAUCAGGUGCAGAAAUCAACCGUAAGCAAGAAAAUGCAAAGCGAAAAGGAUCAGAUACUGGUGAACUUACCACAAAAGACACCCUUUCAACCAGGAGUGAAUCCAAUGACUGCAACCAAGCAUUGACAUCAAGCAAGACCAAUGCCAUUGCCUUCCACAUUCCUGUGGAACAAACAGUUUGCAAGCCACCUCCUAAAAGGUUCUGCAACCAGACGAAAAAAGGAAGAGAAAACAUCAGCAUCGAGAGGAUUGCAGAGAAACAAGAAAUGGCUGAACGACGAAAGAAUGUGAGAACCUUAUAAUUAUACUUUAAUUAUACACCACAGUGUUCUAAAUUGGCUGGUUUACGUGGCAAUUAAUUGUAGAGUUUUGUAAAAUUCCAAUUUUUACAUUUUUAUUAUUGUCAAUCAAGUAAAUACCACAAACUUAUUACUUGCACAUUUAUUAAAUGAGCCUUGCAGCCAAAUUCCCUCCUAAUAAGAAGCCUCAUCCAAAUUAGACUGCAAAACAGUCUGUCUUUUUCAUAUGAGGGUCCAAACAAAAGUCUUGGAGCAAGGGCAAAAGUGGAGAAUAGGCAUGCAGUGAGGCUUGUGCACUUUGCACAAAAAUCUCUGGCUGACACUUUGCACCUUGAAAAACUGAUUUUGAGAAAAAAAGGACUGUUUUGCAGUCUAGAUCCAAAUAUAAGCCCCUCUAAAAAGGCCUGUUAAAAAAGCCCUAGGUGCUCUUUUGCCACCUGCACUCAACUUGCAAGUUUGUUAAAGUCUGCAAAUUAAUGUAUGCUAGUUGAAAGUUAAUAUAUGCAAAUUAUACUUAAAAGUAGGUUUGCAUGGGGUUUUCUUGAAACAUUAGAAAGCACUUUUAUGCAAUGCAUGCAUACAUCUUCCAGUACCAUAAUGUUGGUUAUUAAUAUUAUUUAAAUUCCUGUGGCUAUAUUGAUUUACAAAUAACCUGUUUAUACAGCAACAUAUGGAACAAAAACUGAAAAGAAUCCAUGAUCGACAAGAAGCUGCUAGAAAGCUCGCUCAUAAUGUGGAAAUGCUACUGCAACAGAGGUCCAUACAGAGUGCCACUAGAGCAGGUGCCAACCAAAACACACCACAGAUGACAUCGUCACAACUACUUGCUACAGCUCGCCAUGUUGCCAGAGAUUUUAGAGCACUGACCUCUCAAAUGACAAAGGACUUUGUUGUGGAUGAUAGAAACAACAACUUGUCAAAGAAAUCUGUGAGCUAUCUGAAGUCUCAAGAGGAAAAACGCAAUGUGGUAAAAUCAUCUAAUGACGACAACAACAGGGGUAUUGCAUUCACUGUUAGCUUUGAUGAUAACCCUCAAUGUUUAUCUCCAGUUCCCAAGGCAUUGCGAGUGCCCAAAAAGACACAGAAAAGCAUGUUAACAGCCCAAGAAUUGCAGGAGAAACAACAGAGAGCUGAAGAAAGAAGAAAUGUAAGUCAAGUACUACAAUCAUGUUAAUUUGUCAGUUUACACCUGUCAUGGGCCACCUCCAAACAUAAGAACAAAUUGUACACUCUUCUAGUCUUAGGGAGGAGGGGUGCGUAAACACAUUGUAUGUAUAUACCUUGCUCUGAGAGUCAACUUUUCUAAAAUUUCAUAAGGGCCAGGGUUUUCCCCUAGCUUCUAUUAGCUUGACACCCUGCUACUUUCAUACAAGUAAGAAACAAAGGGAAAACAGACCAAAUGAACUGCAUAGCUGUUCAAUUCCCCACCUGGUUAUUGCAUAUAUGCCACAUUUUGAAAUCGUAGUGACAGCCUUACUUUCAUGGUCUACAGAAAAGCUGACCCACUCUCAGACCUUACAACCCCUCAACCAUGCAAAUCUCGAGUGUUUGAAAAAAGCCCUAAAAUCCUGGGCCCAGUUGUUUGAAGGCUGAUUAGCGCUAACCCAGGGUUAAAUUUUAACCUGGGUCUCUUUUUCUUUUAAUCAAAGGCAUUUUCUCAGACAAUUUUCUCUAUUCUUUUUAGAGUAGCCAAUCCCAAAUUGUUGACAAAAAGAAUUAAACUGAAUAUGCUUUUUAAGCUUUCAUAUCUGAAUUCAAAUUUUGAACUAACCCUGGGUUAUCUUAACCCAGCUUUGAACAACUCGGCCCGGGAGUUUGGGACCUCAAACCUGGAGUUUUCCAAAAUAUGUGUCAAAUAAAACCAAAAAGGCAGAUGAUUUAUGUCCUCAGGUGUUCUUUACCCUAUUAGUGGUCUCUGUUCUCUGUUGAACUGUAUGGCAAAGUUGAGAAGAUUCUGUUUCAAUGUCCAGGUCAAUAGGACAGUAGCAGCUUUCCCUCCAAAAUUAGAUUGAAACAAUAUUUGUCCAUUAUGAAGACAUUUUCUUUUUAAUUAUGCAAUUUCUACCAGAAUCAUCUGGCAAUUUUAGAUUUUAUGAUUCACUGUGAGAUUUGGAUGCUAAAUCAUGACAUCAUGAUGAGUUGACUAUCCAAACCGUGAGAGUUGGACAGUCUGCUCUCUAGCUUAUACCAUUUGUGGAACACCUUUCAUGUAUUCUUCACCCAUCCUAGGAAUUUUUCCUGCCUUGAAUAUCACAUUAUUCCUGCAUUUCUUGCAGCAACAGAAACAAGACAGAGUUAAGAGGACUAUCGCCAACCGUGAAGCGCUGUUUAAGCUGGCUUCAGACCUAGAAACUUUCAUGAUAUGGAAUGAUAAACAAUGCUGUCGCACAGCAAGUUUUGAAGACCACCAAACAACACGACACCAAAAUCAAACAGCACAACUAGCUGCUGAAAUUGCAGAUGGCUUUGAUCGAUUGAGUCAGCGGUACGCAAGAGAUUUAAAGCAAGCUGAGGAAUUUUCCUGCAGUUUAUGGAGUCGUGGCCAGUUGCAGAAGUAGUGUGUGGUGUUGGGGAUGGCCAGGAAAAUUAAUUGUAUUUGAGAGACUUAACCAAACCCAUUCAACCCUAUUUCAGUUAGCUUUUUUGUAUGUCAUGCAGUGAAUUCAGGACGUAAUUAGGUAAUCAUUUUUUGUUUUGGCAUCAUGACAUUGCUAGUUGUCCCUGCUCAGCCAAGGAUGUGCAAGUGAAAGCUGCUUUUCUGCCUGUGAACUGCUUACCAGUUUGACUUGGCGGCUAGAAGGGAAGUGUUAUUACUGUAUAUAUUACUUCAUUCUUUCCCACACUACACCCUGUCCUGAAAGUGCUGUGAAUUUGCAGUUUUUCUCCCACUUUAUCAGGUACGAGUUUGUCCCGUGUAAAUUAUUGAGUUUACAAUAGAAGGCCCCAACCUAUUUUCUGAAAAUAUUUUUUGCUGGUAUGUAAACAUAUGUUAUUUACCGUUGGCAGGGGGGUGUUUAAUGUAUAAUAAUUUGAUUGGUUUACUCAAUCAAGAAACAAGAAGCAAACCUUUUCAGUAUUAAGAUUCCAGGUCAACCUUAAAAAUCUUCAGUAUGAAAAACACUGCAUUGCUAACAAAUUCAGCUUUUUGAAGCUCAGAUGCUUUCGUGAGCAAAGUGAAAUUUGUAAAUUUAAUAUUAUUUGCCAUCUAAAAUAAUAAUAUAUUUGAAAUUGAUUUUAUUAACACCCUGAUUCUGAUUACAACCACUGAAAUCAGCUUAAACUGAUUUUAGAAUAUUGACUUUCGACAAUGGUCAGUAAAAUGACUAUAAUGAUGUACAGGCAACAAUCAUGUACAAACUCAUAUUAGAGGAUUUCAUGUAAUUAUUCAAUAUUGAUUUUUUCCUUCAAAAAUAUAUUCUGAAGAUUUGUGAUAUACAUGCUAGAAACAUUUUUAAGAUAAGAGUGUGUAGUCACAACGGAUUUGGAUUUAGAAUCUUAUGUAAAGUGCUUCUCUGAGACCAUUUUACCUUUCAAAUGAAGUACAUGUAACAAACUCUGUUUACCACACAAAGUUCUCGAAAGUUGUUUAUUUUUUUGCAUAAAAAUCUUUGCAAUUUAUCAAGCAACACUCUUUAACUUGUUAUUUAAACUGUAAUUAGUUGUACUAUAGGUGUAUAUAUUGUUUUUAACGGA
Messenger RNA from Porites lobata, 4765 nucleotides. The record is from the annotation of a GenBank genome assembly. Lineage: Eukaryota; Metazoa; Cnidaria; Anthozoa; Scleractinia; Poritidae.